Messenger RNA from Cladophialophora psammophila CBS 110553, 1542 nucleotides. RefSeq lists its product as uncharacterized. The coding region runs from base 1 to 1542 and encodes 513 amino acids. Gene Ontology annotation, molecular function: oxidoreductase activity; heme binding. The transcript has 2 exons. NCBI's taxonomy places the organism in Eukaryota, Fungi, Ascomycota, Eurotiomycetes, Chaetothyriales, Herpotrichiellaceae. The record is from RefSeq and is a predicted model, not a curated record.
AUGUCCAAAAUGCUCAACGUCAACGAAGUCGCCCAGCACGCUUCACGAGAGUCGUGCUGGGUCAUCGUCUCGGGCAAAGUCUACGAUGUCACCGACUACCUACAGAAACACCCCGGCGGCCCACAGAUACUGUUGCAGUAUGGCGGGAAGGAUGCCACGGCCAUGUACGAACCCAUCCAUCCCCCGGGCACAAUCGAACGCAAUCUACCCAAAGACAAGCACUUGGGCUCUGUAGAUCCAGCCACGGUAUCGAGUCCGUCUUCACCUCAAGUCACUCGGGAUCUCGACAAGGCGGCCAAAGUCCCACUCGCCCACUGCAUGAACCUGGACGACGUCGAAAAGGCCGCCACGCGCAUCAUCCCUCACAGCGCCUACGUCUACUUCAGCUCCGCAGCCGACAGCCUCGGGUCUCUGACGAACAACCGGCAAGACUGGAAGAAAGUCACCCUGCGCCCGCGAGUAAUGCGCAAUGUCCGGCGGGUCGACAUGACCCGGGUCAUGCUGGGGACCAAAUUUCGGCUGCCCUUCUUCAUCGCCCCAGCCGCCCGGGCGAGGUUGGUGCACGAGGACGGCGAGUUGUGUCUGGCGAGGGGUGCGGCGAGACGGGGGAUCCCGUACUGCCCGAGCACGUAUUCGACCGUACCCCACGACGAACUGAUGCAGUGCUUGACCGAGGAAAAGAAGAAGGUGCGGUUUCGCAACUUUUCGCCCGAGGACGGCGGCACCCUGUGGUUCCAGCUGUACGUCGCGCACGAGAAGAGCCGCACGCUCGAGUUAAUCGCCAUGGCGCGUGAUCUGGGUUACAAGGCGUUGCUCAUUACGGUUGACACGCCUGUGGUUGGCAAGCGCGAGGAGGACGAACGCUACCGCGCCGAGCUGGCGACCGCGAGCGGCGAUAAUUCCGUCUUAACGGAAUGGUACAAGCCGGCCAACGAAGACGACGAAAACAGCCCUCCACUCCGGGGCCAUCAUUCCUCGACGUUGAACUGGGAUGAUUUGCCCUGGAUCCGCGAGGCGUGGUGCAAGGGCAGGGCUGAUGCCGGGCCGAUUGGGAUCAAGGGCAUUCAAACAGCGGAAGACGCCGCGCUCGCGGUCGAAUACGGCGUCGAUGCCAUCUAUCUGAGCAAUCACGGCGGCCGACAGUGCGAUGACGCGCCAUCGUCCAUCCGCACUCUGCUCGAGAUCAGGAAGUUUUACCCCGAGUUGAUGAAGAAGACCGAGGUGUACUUGGACGGUGGAGUCAAGAGGGGUGCGGAUGUGAUCAAAGCCUUGUGUCUCGGGGCCAGGGGCGUCGCCCUAGGGCGACCGUUUAUGUAUUCUGUCGCCAUGGGGGAUGAGGGCGUGGCCAAGGUCAUUCAGUUAUUGUCCGAAGAGAUCGAGACAACCAUGCGCUGCAUGGGUGUGACGUCCCUCGAUCAAUUGAAUUCCUCCUAUGUGAAUACGAAGCUCUUGGAAGUGGAGAUUCCAGAUCGAUUGGUUACAGGGCAUGACGACUCGGAAUAUAGCGAGACCUGGGUGAGAAGCUUGAAGGCCAGGCUUUAG